AUGGUCCGAGUUGAGCGCGACGCCUCUUGUCUUCAAACCAUCACCAUCCUCAAAGAAUUUCCGUCUUGUCGCAUAUUCCCUCCACCUCAAACCAUUACGGGGCACCUAAAUAUGAUGCCACUCACGAGCACUGUUAACAUCGAACAAUUCGUCCCUGAUCACCUACCCAACAACAACGCCGACGCGUUCGACGCUGUUAUCGCGGCUCUCAAGAAUGAGAGAGUCCUUGUUUCUGCCCGCCAGACAAAGGGACAGCGUUCCUCAAAGCUUGGAUACGGCUUUGGAUUGCUGAAGUCCUUGUUUUCAUCUCGCCCUCCUAAUCCAAACGAGGUCCUCGAGUCUUUGCGAACGAUAUGCCAGGUCGUCAACAAAACUUUGGAAACUCUCGGAAUUCUCGUGCCAGGUGGCAAAAGACUGUCGAUGCGAGCCAACGGCAACAGUGGGCUUCUGGCCGACGCCUGCUUCACAAAGGAAACGGAAGGGCCGCUGAGCCCUCUCGAGGUCGUCGUUCCUAUUGCUGCGCUUCCUCGAAAUGAGAGUGAAAAAAAGGGAAAGAACCACCUCAUGAAGCGUAUGGUUACCACCAUGAACGAAGACCCGCGCAGAUUAUUCACGUACGGGAUCACCAUUCACCAUGACCAGAUGACUUUGUAUCGCGUCACUCGCUCGCAUAUGGUCCAAUCUUCUCCGUUCAGCAUGACUGAGUCCGCGGACGUCUUAACUCGAGUGCUACUCUCCCUUGUCACUGCGACCGACGAGGAGCUUGGAUACGACCCUUUGGUGACAAUGCUCCCAGACGGGAGCUACAUCUACCAGUUACCACCCGAGGGAGGACGAUCGACCCCUCUCUUUUAUCAGACCUUGGAGCUGAUCACCCACUACCCAUCGACGAGUCUCGGAGACCGCAACGCUCGGGUAUGGAGGGUUAAGCGGGUUGUCUCUCCAACGAACCGGGAGCGCGUGGGUGGAGAGCAGGACAGAGUUCUCAAGGACUUGUGGGUCGAUCAAGGGGCGCGCACCGAAGCGGAUAUUCAGGAGGAUCUUUUUGAAGAUAUCUCGGCCGUAGCGAAAGACGAAAACUGGCGCAAGAAGCCGAUCUUCCAGGAUUUCUUCGAGCGCGAUGUCGAGUCUCUGGCCGAAGCCCUGCAAGGCGAUAACUUCAAACGCUACUUUUCGUGCAUCAUUGCCAAACACGUCCUCUCACCCUCUCCCGAUAAGCGCCGGUGCUUCUUCGUGUACGAAUCCGUCUGCACUCCACUCCAUGAUAUUGCAACCUUUGGCGAAGUAAUCGAUAUUCUCAGGCAGUCCGUGACCGCACUUCGACUCAUGUUCUGCGCUGGCUGGGUCCACCGGGAUGUCAGCACGGGAAAUAUACUAGCCCUUAAAACGGGCUCGAGCUCCUCAUGGCAAGUUAAGCUUUCCGACCUUGAAUAUUCAAGGCGAUUCCCAGAUACAAACCUCUCCGACGGCGAGCAGAUAAUGGGGACUCCAUAUUUCAUGGCAUGUGAAAUCCACUUCGGGAAGCAUCUGUUCCCAUCGGAUCCCGAAACCGUGUGGACCAAACGAUAUCCUCGAAGACCUGUAAUCCAUGGGUACCAACACGACCUAGAGGGUAUCUGGUGGAUAAUCCUCUGGUUCUCUACGAUGCGGAUUGACCAAGAAGACCUCUCCCGCGAGUUCGGUCGCCUGCACUUCCAGCAGCCGAUGGACGACCACUGCAUUGGUCGACGUUGUUUACUCUUCACGGAUCAAGACCACCUCGCAGGACUUCCGACACUAGUCGACUCCCUUCCUUCCGAGCUCCUAGACUCCAACUUCCUCGACGAACUCCAGAGACUCAAGUAUCAGAUCCACGGCGAAUACAUCAUUCGCAACGCCGAGGGGAAACAGGACGAUAUCAGUACCUACUCGUAUGUUAUCAGCCAGUCUUUCACUCGUUUCUUCGAACGUCUCGAGGAGUCUCGCGCCAUGUGGGAUGACCUUAAGCUAUCGACCACUGCCGAAUUGCGACACGAAUGCGAUGUGGAGACACAACCGUACCGCGCCCCGCGAAAGCGAAGGGCAGAUGAUGAUGAGGGCUCCGAUAGGGAAGAGGAGGGUGUCCGGGUCGAACGGAAGGCUGCUGAGAAGAGGAAAAUGAAGGACGAUCGACCAAAGCAAGAUCGACCGAGGAAGAGGGCCCGCUUUGAUGCCCCUUUCCCAGAGGUCCAAACCCCGAUCCGAAGGUCAGGACCGGUGACGAGGUCAAUGACCCGCGCGGCUCAAAACAUUGGCCCCAUCACGAGAGCUGCUGCUCGCCGUAUGCGUGAGGCUGCCGCAUCAAAAAACAAGACGACCACUACGGUCCGGAGGUCUCGACGAUAA
This is a messenger RNA of Coprinopsis cinerea okayama7#130, 2364 nucleotides long. Its product is annotated as other/FunK1 protein kinase. NCBI's taxonomy places the organism in Eukaryota, Fungi, Basidiomycota, Agaricomycetes, Agaricales, Psathyrellaceae. The transcript is spliced from 6 exons. The record is from RefSeq and is a predicted model, not a curated record. Gene Ontology annotation, molecular function: protein kinase activity; ATP binding. Gene Ontology annotation, biological process: protein phosphorylation. Bases 1 to 2364 code for a protein of 787 amino acids.